Molecule: messenger RNA, 4708 nt
Organism: Acanthoscelides obtectus
Lineage: Eukaryota; Metazoa; Arthropoda; Insecta; Coleoptera; Chrysomelidae
Source: the annotation of a GenBank genome assembly
CCAUCACCAAGUUUUCCUGGAAUUUCAAAGAUAUUUUUAUUUCUAUAAAUUAUUUGUUAGGCAACUAGAAUUGCAAAACUUCGUAAGAGUGGUAACAGCCAAUUCAUGAUGAAUGAUAAGUGACAUGAUGUCAUAUACAGGAUGUAUGAGGUCACAGGGACAUCAACAAUUUUCAGUAUUCCUUUAAAUUCUUGAGUAAUCACAGUACGAUUAAAAACAUAUGUUUCUGAAUAAACCAUCAAGUUAUUAUUAAUGAUUGUUCAAAAUAAUGCAACAGUGUCAUGGGCAAGUGCUGUAUAAUUAUGAUGAAUCACUUUUUCAGGCUCAACUCGUCCAAGCAUGAAAACGAAUAAAGAAAAAUAUUUAAAAAAUGUGAAACUGCUGAAUGCUAUAUCAAUUUCCAGAGAAAUAUUUAUUUGCUUCUGGAAGCCAGCCAGUUAUUGGUGAAACAACUUAAAAUGGAGUGCAAAAAUAGUGCAGAAUUCACAGGAGUCAUAGAGGGAAAUAAGCCAAAUGAAGAACCAACCACACCAGAAGAAAAUGAUUUAUCAAUUACUAGACCUAGCUUAGGAUCUGAUGCUGAGUUUGAUGAUGAGCUUGCUAUAGCAGAAUCUAUAAAACUAGUCGAUAUGGGCGAUGGGCCUGUGGCUAUUGAAAAUUCUGAUGUGGAGUUAGAAUGUGAUGACCAGUUAGAAGGGCUUCCAUACAGCAGUAUCACCAACUGCAAAAAAUUCAAAUCUUAUCAUAGAAACCUUUUUAUUCCUGGUGUUGAUAUCACAGCAACUAUAACAAACUAUGAGAGGAACUUGACCACACAUGUCUUGAACCCUAAUUUAUACACAAUUGCUUUAGCACAUGGACCAUUCCACUGGAAAAUCAAGAAGAGAUAUAAACAUUUCCAGACUUUGCAGCAACAACUGGUUCUGUUCAGAACUAGUCUUAACAUACCAUUUCCAAGUAAAACCCACAAAAAUAAAAGGAAAACUUUUAGACAAAACGCCCCUGUUUCGCCUAAAGGAAAAAGAAAAAGUGCCUUGCCCAGGUUCCCCAAAAAGCCAGAUGUGCUAGUGACAUAUGAUAAGUUAGAGAAUAGGAUGAAGCAACUAGAAAACUACCUCAACAAUUUGCUCUCUUUUACUAUUUAUAGGAACCACCCUGCCACAGUCAGUAUAAAAUCAAUUACAAAAAGGUCACAAUUUACCGAAAAAAGUAUCUUUCUUAUGUUCCUUCAAACAAACUAGCAAGCAUAUCAAAUCCCGGGAAGAAUAUUACAAUCAGGAUAUGCUAGAGAAAUCAAAAUAUUCCUGUUCAAAAAAAUUAAUGAUCAUGAAAAUUGGUGAAAUUAAUCAUAUAUCUAUAUUGCAGAUAGAAUUUCUGGAAGUGAGUCACCUGUCAUUCAUUUCUGGGUUGGGCUUUAAAGGUAAAGAAGGUCUUGUCAGAAAGAAAACUGGCAGUACACAUCCUGGACAGUCUGGGUGUAAGUGUUUUGGGUUGUAUCACUGUUUUUGUUGCAUUAGAUGCCAACAAUUGUGCAAUGACAUGAUAUGUUCGCGUUGGGUGAAACGAUGGUUGUUCAUGAAAGACACCUUCUUCGGUUACAUUAAUCCCGAGAACGGCCAGUUGAAAUCUGUGAUAUUGUACGACCAAGGUUUCGAAGUUGUGACGGGGAUGUACUCGAUAGGUUUGCAAACAGGCUUUCACGUACAGACGCUCAGCAGGCAGAUCAGUCUCAAAUGUUACACGAGAAGGAAAGGAAAAGAGUGGACGCAGGCGUUGAAAGAAGUGGCAGGAACAACGGCAAAAGAAUUUACUCAGAUGAACCCGAACCGAUCUUUUGCACCAAUCAGAAACAACAUAACAGCCUCAUGGUUUGUGGAUGGUGCGUCUUAUAUGUCUGCAGUUGCUGACGCCAUAGACAAUGCCAAAGAAGAAGUGUUUAUCACCGAUUGGUGGCUGAGUCCUGAAAUCUAUCUCAAACGACCAGCGAUCGUUGGAGAUUAUUGGCAGUUGAAGAACCUUUUGAAAAGAAAAGCUGACGCAGGAGUCAAAGUCUACAUCUUGCUUUACAAAGAAGUGGAAAUGGCGUUAGGCCUGAACAGCUACUACAGCAAACAAAAGUUAGUAGAGUCUUCUGAGAAUAUAAAAGUACUGAGACAUCCUGACCAUGCAAAAGCGGGGAUAUUCUUAUGGGCCCAUCACGAAAAAAUGGUUGUAGUCGAUCAGACGUACGCUUUCGUUGGGGGCAUCGACUUGUGCUAUGGUCGAUGGGACGACGACAAACACAGGUUGACAGAUCUCGGCAGCAUAAGCCCGACCAUCGACGUAUCGACUUUAAAGAAAAGAAGCUCAAGUGCUCCAGCUGGUGACGUGAUAUAUCCUUUACCAGUGCCAUAUUACAAACAAGCACCUUUACCUACAGUCAAAGAGCCAGAAAUACCUAUAGAAGAUACUGUUACUAAUGAUAUACCACAACUUGAGCCUGGAGAUCAUUUACUAAUACCUCCGAGGCCGGAUAAAAUCAAAAUGAACACACCUGAGUUCGAUAGAAAACACCUGAUCAUCGACACGAUAAAAUCCAAAGGUAAAGAACUGAUAAAUCUAGUGUACAACCCUAACGAAGAAUGCGAUGAACCAGAGCCAGAAUCUCCAAACGAAAAGGCGGACCAGCAAGAUCUCCAAACUCCCGAACAGAUAAUUGACACCCUGGACGGCCAAGCAAAACUCUGGAUCGGAAAGGACUAUGUGAAUUUCAUUGUGAAGGAUUUCACAAACCUUGAAUCACCUUUCGACGAUUUCAUAGACAGGGUCACCACUCCUCGUAUGCCAUGGCAUGAUAUUGGAAUGUGCGUGCAAGGCGCAGCUGCAAGAGAUGUUGCUAGACAUUUUAUACAGAGGUGGAAUGCGACAAAACUAGACAAAGCAAAGAAGAAUACUCAAUAUCCAUACCUUAUGCCAAAAAGUUACAACGAAUUCAAACCCCUGCCAGUAUUUUUUCCUAACAUGACGCACAAAGUAACCUGCCAGGUUCUAAGAUGUGUGAGCUGUUGGUCUGCAGGUUUUCUAGAACCGGACACUGUCGAGCAAAGCAUCCACGAAGCUUACAUUGAAACGAUCAUGAGAGCCCAGCAUUAUAUUUACAUUGAGAAUCAGUUUUUUAUCAGUCUUCCUUAUCACAAUCCCAAUACGAAAAACCAAAUUGCUGAAGCACUGUACAAAAGGAUCAUAACAGCCCAUAAGUCAAAACAGGUGUUUAGAGUGUAUGUUGUCAUGCCUCUUUUACCAGGGUUUGAAGGUGAAGUAGGUGCACCAUCAGGAACUUCAUUACAUGCUAUAACACAUUGGAACUACCUGUCAAUAUCACAGGGCAAAGACGCAAUUUUGAAUAGGCUGAAAGACGCAGGAAUCGAAGAUCCGUCUCAGUACAUUAGUUUCUAUGGUCUUCGGAACCAUUCUACUCUGAAUGGAGAACCCAUAACAGAACUAAUUUACGUCCAUUCAAAGUUGAUGAUUGUCGAUGACAAAAUUGUCAUUUGCGGUUCUGCCAAUAUCAACGAUAGAUCUCUCAUUGGUAAAAGGGAUUCUGAAAUCGCUGUGAUUAUUGAGGAUGAAGCCUUCGAUGACGGAAUUAUGAACGACAACGCCUUCCCGUGCGGCCAAUUUGCAGGUAGUCUCCGAAAAUAUCUUUUCAAGGAACACUUGGGUGUGUUGGGCAAAGAGAACGAGGUGUUCGAUUUUGACGUAACCGAUCCCACUUCUGACCACUUUUACAACGACAUUUGGCGCAAGACCGCCAGUUUGAACACGGAGUUCUAUGAAAAAGUCUUCCACUGCUUGCCAACUGAUAGCGUACAAACUUUUGCCGAUUUGAAGAGAAAUCACGAAGAAAAGCCUUUGUGGAUCUCAGAAUAUUCGAGGGCGCAGAAAAUGUUGGAGAGCAUCCAGGGUCAUCUUGUACUCCUGCCUCUGAACUUCAUCUGCAAAGAAUGCCUGACCCCUGCAGCGAGUUCUGUAGAAGGAAUGAUGCCGACAUCUUUAUGGACAUAGUGAUCUAGUAUAGGUUAUUUCCCCUAAGAAUAAGCCAAUAUUUCUCAUAAAUUAUUAGCCCCUUAAUUGCCAUCACUAGGCAUAAAAAAGUGUUUCUUCAAAAUACUCAUGCAAUUUAUGUUGUGUUCGUUUUUACUCACAGUGGUUUGUUAUAUACAUAAUACUUUUUUAAAAAAAAUUUAAAGACUUCAGUAUACAUGUUUUUAUCAAUGAUGUGCCUUAUAGUCUUUUCGCAAUUUGUGCGUUUACACGUUAUUAUAUUUGCAUUUAUGUGCAGUACAAAAAUAGGAACGAUAUAAUCGAUAAUUAUUUUUAGCUAUUUGUAAGAGCUAAUAUUUUAUAUAUCGUAUUUAUUAAACAGGUGGGUGUUGGUGCUGUACUUAGAUAUAAUUUAAUGUGAUAGAAUCAUGCCUUUUUGCGUAAUAUUAACACGGAUGCAGUAUUUUUAUAAUUUUACAGUAUUUUUCAUUAAUUCCAUAUACCAGACGACACAAACAACAAAGAUAUUAAACAGUUUUUGUUUAAUUAUUUCAAUUACUUUUAAAAAGAACGCAUAAAAUAUAUUUGUUUAGAUAAAUAAUGCUUGGCUAUUCUAUUUCGUUUUUAAUUCAUCUGUAGCUAUUUGUUAUUUAUUGAUAAUACAUUCUUGUCAAAAUUAAUAACA